AUGGGUGCUUGUGCUGGCUCUACCAAGAAAUAGCCUAAAUCUAAAACCUCAGGAUCUAUUUCUACAUGUUAAGAUUCUCCAGUGAAGCGCUAAAACAAAUUAAGUACAGACAAUAAUGAAAAGCAAUAAUACAAGCUUUCAUAAGAUAUAGAUCCUUACUUCACUAAAUUUUAAAUUCACGAAGCUGAUUUUAAGCAACACGCUAACUUAAAAAGCCAAAGCUAUUACAUGAUCUUUUACAAAUUCAAAAUGCUAUCGGAUUAAAUUGGAGAUAUUUAGUAAUAAGGAAUAUCUUCAAGAUUAACAAAAAGUUUAGCUAAAAUUAAAUUACUUAGAGAAAAAAUAAAAAGAGACUUUAACACAGAUAGUUAUAGCAAAGCAAGUCCUACUCUUCCUAUUCUAAAUGAAGAAGUUUUAAUCUAUACAUUUAAAUACACUCAAAUUAUGAUUGAUGUCUUUGAAUAACUAGAAAAAGAUCCAAAAUAUGAAGAACUAUAUCCUAUUAUCAGCUUCAGCUUCAAAGAAAUGAAGAAUAAACUUCGUGAUAUUUUAAUAGAUGCUGAUCAAGUCAGAGUAAACUCAUAAGCAAAACACAGAAGAUCAGAAGAAGUACCUUAAUCUUCUUUAAAAAAUAUAGAAUCUUGA
Tetrahymena thermophila SB210 is the source of this 645-nucleotide messenger RNA. RefSeq lists its product as hypothetical. The transcript has a single exon. The record is from RefSeq and is a predicted model, not a curated record. NCBI's taxonomy places the organism in Eukaryota, Ciliophora, Oligohymenophorea, Hymenostomatida, Tetrahymenidae.